CGGGCUUAGUAAUUGACUAUGGCACGUACAAGAUUUCAUCCAGGACGUUCUACAAUUGGUCCUUCAAAUGCAACAAACACCUUAGGUGGUCCUAUUCAAGAAGAUAUACCAUCAAGUAAUCACUCGCUAAGGCAAUCUGGAGGUCACAUUCAGGAGAAUCCUUUUGAUUUGGGUAUUGAUGAUGACAAUCAAUUUAGUUCUGAUGAUGAACAACCUGAAGAAAAUAUGGAUUCUUCUAAGAAGUCAAGGAAUGGGAGAGGUCUUACUCGCAUGCAUAAGAUAUGGGCUAGGCGUGAUGGUGAUCAGUUGGCACUAACUUUUAAUGAAUUUGAUCAGCCUAUUGGCGAUGAAGCUGCACAAUUCACAAACUUCUUAGGCACUAUUGCUCGAAGUGGAAACGAAGCACCAUUGACAUAUAAGGAUUGGAGGCACAUGCCUUUGGACAAUAAAAAGAUCAUGUGGAAUAUUGUUAAGUUGAAGUAUAAUCUUGGAGAUGAUAAUUGGCCAUGGGUUAUGAAAGCUCUUGGAAAAAAAUGGAAGGACUUCAAAUCUGGUCUAAAGAAAAAGCACUACGAUGCUCAUAAUACUUAUGAAGAUCGUCUAGCUGAUCGCGAUUCAAGAGUCCUCCCAGAGCAGUGGAGACAAUUGGUUGAAUACUGGGAUAGUGAAGAAGGACAGACGCGUAGUUUUCGAAGCAAAAGUAACCGUUCUCAACAAAUUACUACUCACACUGCUGGCUCAAGAAGUUUUGCUCGUAUUCGUGAAGAAAAGCGAAAGGAAAAAGGAUUAGUGCCAACUAGGGCCGAACUAUUUAAGAUUACUCAUGUUCACAAAAAUGGGGACCCGAUGAAUGAAGAAUGUGCCAAAAAAAUUAGAGAGAUUGAUAUGAAGACCAAGAAUCAACCAGAUAUUGCCAAAAAAGGAGCCAAAGAAGUAAAUGAUUUAUUUUCGGAGAUAUUUGGAAAAGAAAAACAUGGUCGUGUGCGUGGUCUUGGUUUGGGCCCUGCUCCUACUCAUAUUUGGACCGACGCACCUUCACCUGCAGCAUGUAUAAGAAUGGCAACUGAGGUUAGAAAGAAAGCAGAGGAGGAAACAAAAGAGAUGAAGGAAAGAAUGAUGGUUAUGGAGACCCAGUUGGCUGAAAUGAAAGCGAUGAUGACAGCUAUGUUGCAACAUAAGUCUACUGAUUUCCACCAUUCUAAUUAUACACCUACUAAUCCAAUGGAUGGUCGACAGAAUAUUGUUGAUGCGAAUAAUCCUAAAGAUGCAUUGGAGAGAGAAGCACGAUCGUCAUCAUCCAGCCAUGAGUUUCAGUCUUAUCAGGUCCAUCAAGCAAAGAAAAAAAGAGUGCGAUAUGAACCUGAAACUGAGGGUGCACAAGAAGUGCUCUUAAUGUCUGUUGGACAACCUCAUCGUCCCGUUGCACGAGGACUUCUGUUUAGCAAAGAUCCUUCUACUAUCGUAGGAGGCGACAAAUUAGGUCAACAAUAUUGGGAGAUUUAUAUUGAGGUAGUAAUGAUACCUACAGAAAGUUUGAUUAGGAGUUAUCAUGGUAUGACGAGGAGUUAUCAUGGUAUGACGAAGAUACGUGAUGCUGCAAGAAAAUCUAUUGCUUGGCCAUCCUAUCUUGUUAAGCCGGUGAGAAGGUGA
Messenger RNA from Ananas comosus (pineapple), 1650 nucleotides. RefSeq lists its product as uncharacterized. The record is from RefSeq and is a predicted model, not a curated record. Lineage: Eukaryota; Viridiplantae; Streptophyta; Magnoliopsida; Poales; Bromeliaceae. The transcript is spliced from 10 exons. Bases 19 to 1650 code for a protein of 543 amino acids.